AUGUCUGGCAUUGAUCCCAAUACUCGAAGGGAAGUCAAUAAAGCAAUCAUCGACUCCGGGGCCGCCAUUGUUGGACAAAUGGUUGCCGCUGCCAACUCCUCUGUUGAGAAACGUCGUAGGAACAAAGAGGAGCGAGAAAGACGCGAGGCUCAAGUGAAGGCUGCCAAGGAGAAGGCAGAUGCCGCUGUUCGUGCUCAACCCCGCCCUUUCAAAUGA
Molecule: messenger RNA, 216 nt
Organism: Blastomyces dermatitidis ER-3
Lineage: Eukaryota; Fungi; Ascomycota; Eurotiomycetes; Onygenales; Ajellomycetaceae
Exons: 1
Coding region: 1-216 (71 amino acids)
Source: RefSeq, a predicted model, not a curated record